Messenger RNA from Gambusia affinis (western mosquitofish), 2754 nucleotides. Its product is annotated as tripartite motif-containing protein 16-like. NCBI's taxonomy places the organism in Eukaryota, Metazoa, Chordata, Actinopteri, Cyprinodontiformes, Poeciliidae. Gene Ontology annotation, molecular function: zinc ion binding; protein binding. The coding region runs from base 180 to 1838 and encodes 552 amino acids. The record is from RefSeq and is a predicted model, not a curated record. The transcript has a single exon.
GAGGUGUACUUGAUGAAAUUAGGCCCCAGAGCAGUGGAUUUUUCACUGGUUAGGAAAUGGUGCGCACCCACAGUUGGAUCUUGCGUGGGUGGAAAAGCUCGUGACCGGAACUGCUUUAUCGACAUGCUCACAUCACGUGAUUGGCGGAUCAGCGUAACUUUCAACUCUAACACACCGAAAUGGCGCAGAAGGGCAUUCAGCUGGAUGUUGAAACUUUUUCCUGUUCAAUCUGUCUGAACCUACUGAACAAUCCAGUGGCUAUUCCAUGUGGCCACAGCUACUGUAUGAGCUGCAUUCAAAGCUUCUGGGAUCAAAAGGGUAAGAAGAAACGCCACUGCUGCCCUCAGUGUAGGCAGACUUUUACACCGAGGCCAGCUCUGGUUAAAAACACAAUGUUAGCAGCUUUGGUGGAGCAGCUGAAGCAGACUGGACUUCAGGCUGAUCCUGCUGGACCUGAAGAUGUGGCCUGUGACAUGUGCCCUGGGAGGAAGCGGAAGGCCAUCAGGUCCUGUCUCAACUGUUUGGCUUCUUACUGUGAGAACCACCUCCAGCCUCACUACAGCGCCGCUCCACUGCAGAAACACAAACUGGUGGAGCCCUCCAAGAAGCUCCUGGAGAACAUCUGUUCUCGUCAUGAUGAGGUGAUGAAGGUUUUCUGUCGCACUGAUCAGCAGUGCAUCUGCAUCUUGUGCACCAUGGAUGAACACAAAGGCCAUGAAACGGCUCCGGUUGCAGCUGAGAGGGCAGAGAGGCAGAAGGAGCUUGAGGAGAAUCGACAGCAAAUCCAGAAGAAAAUCCAGGACCAGGAGAAGGAGCUGAAGAGGCUCCAGCAGGAGGUGAGGGACGCCUGUGUCUCUGCUGAUGAAGCAGUGAAGAAUACGGAGAAGAUCUUCACUGAGCUGAUUAGUCUCCUCCAGAAAAGACGCUCUGAUGCGAAGCAGUGGAUCAGAUCGCAGGAGGAAGCUCAGGUGCUUCGGGUUAAGGAGGUUCAGGAGAAGCUGGAGCAGGAGCUCAAUGAUCUGAAGAAGAGAGACGCUGAGCUGGAGCAGCUUUCAUACACAGAAGAUCACAACCAGUUCCUGCAAAGCUACGCCUCCCUGUCAGCGCCCGUUGACAUCGCAGACUCAUGUGGCAUCGACGCCGGUCCUCUGAGGCACUUUGAGGACGUGACAGCAGCUGUGUCCGAGCUCCGAGACAAACUGCAGGACAUCCUUAGGACAAACACCCUCCAGAUGGUGUCCAGUUCCCAACCGGAGCCAAAGAGCAGAGCUGAAUUUCUGAAAUAUGCCUGUGAAAUCACUCUGGACCCAAACACAGCUUUCAGAACGCUGGAACUGAGCAAAAAGAACAGAGCAGCAAUGGUGGGGUACGAGGACGAGUCAUACACUCCUAAUCCAGAGAGAUUCAGUUUAUACAGACAAGUGCUGAGCAGGCAGAGCCUGGCCGGACGAUGCUACUUUGAGUUUAAAUGGGUUGGAAUAGGAAUUUUUGUAGCAGUUGCAUACAAGAGAGGAGGGAGAGAAGAUGAGUCGUUGUUUGGGUUUAAUGAUCAGUCGUGGGCGCUACGCUGUGACUUUGAGUGUUUGAGUUUGAAAGAAACUGGUUACACUUUCUGCCACAAUAAAGCAGAGACUUCGGUGUCAGGUCCUCAGUCAUGCAAACUAGGAGUGUACCUGGAUCACAGUGCUGGUGUUCUGGCUUUCUAUGAUGUCUCUGAAACCAUGACUCUGCUCCACAGAGUCCAGACUACCUUCACUCAGCCUCUCUACGCUGGGCUUGGCUUUGUUUUUGGUGAUGGAGGCAAUGCAGAGUUUUGCAGCCUCAAAGAAACAGAAUAAAUCUGAUUGUACAUUAUAAAAUAUAUCACUAUGUGGAUACAGUAUGGUACAAGACAGAUUAAAUAUAAAAAAACCGUCAAUCACAAUCUUGUGUAGUACUGUUCAUCCCGCUCACAUCAGUGGAGUCUAUAUUUUACUGUUCUUACCCAAAUUUAGUUAAAUGAUUUUUUUUAUUAUUAUUAUGUAUCCUAAUGUAUUUAUUGCAGCAAAAACUUUUCUAUUUUGAAAGGGUUUUUUUUAUUUUAAGUGAAUUACAGCUUUUAUUCAUUUCAUUCCAGUCCUGGGUUGCCUUUUUUAAUCAUGUUUAGAUCCGUUCUUGUCAGGAGAGAACAUCCAACAGGUUCAAAACAAGCCAAGUUUGAAAAAUAAAUGUAAAAUAGCCACUGUGGCAUUAAUAAAGCCUCCAUUAAGUGAAAUAGCUUUAUAAGUAAGAGCAAGGAAAAGAAAACUGUAUUCUGCUUGUUUACAGGAGUAAAACUGUCCUACAUACUUUCUGCACUACUAUGAAUAAUGUUCUCCAUCCAAUCUGCCUGAACUUGAACUAUUUAACAAAAAAAUAGGCAAACGUUUUGGUUUGGAAAGAUUUGUAGCUGUAAGUGCGUCUAAAGGUGAUUCUACAAAGUAUUCACUCAACUGGCAGAAAUAUAAAUGGACGGCACACUUUAUGAUUUAUAUUUGUAAAAAUUUUGCAAAUUAUGGUUGCAUCAUUUUCCCUCUUGAGAUUUAUUUGCUUCUUUGAAUUGUUCUACACCAUAAAACCCUGAAAAUAGCAGGACAUAUUGACUGUACCAUUGCUAACUGCAGGGGUGAAAAAGACAGGGGAUGAAAACUUUUGCAUGGAAUUGUAACUUUGGUAAUAAAUACAACUUCUUCAACAUUUACUCACAAUACAUGCUGGGGCUCCGAAUCUCAAUUA